AUUCCUUUAACAAAACUCGCGCUUGUGUGUGUGUUUGUGUGUGUGAAAAUUGAAUUUACAAAAGAAAAUAAAAAAGAAAAACAAGCAAAGCUAAGGAAUGCAUUUAUGCUAAUGUCAACGCAGCCUCCCGACGACGUGUGAUGCAUUAAUGCUAAAGUCGAUCAGCGGCGGCGUGGCAUCCACGGAAAGAGGAGGAAGUGGCGGCGGCGGCGGCGGUGGACCGGGAGCAGGCGGUGGUGGAGGCGCAGGCGGUGGAGGAGGAGGUGGAGGAGCUGGAGCCAGUGGAAGUGGCAGUGGACCUGGCAGCGCCAGUGGAAGCAGAAGCGCCAGCGGUAGUGGGCGUGCCAGUUGCGGCCUGGGAUCCAGCUCCAUUUCAAGCGGCCUGAGUGCAGUCUGCGGUUUCGUCAGCGGCGGUAUUGUGGGCGGCGGAGGAGGUGGCGACAGGGAUCGCGAUCGAGAUCGUGAUCGAGGCAGCGGCAGUGCCAGUGGCGGCAGCACACCCGCCGGCGUCCUCUAUUGCCCCGCCUGCGUAGCGGCCGCCCAGCAACAGAAUCCCAAUCCCAGUCCCCAGGCCAGUCCCCAUCACGAGGGCUUCUUCUCGCGCAGCUCCAGCAAGUCCAGUAAACGCAACAAGGCCAGGAAAAGUGCCUCCACUGCCGGCUGUUUGGACGCCCAGCAUAUACGCUCGAAUCUACGAAUGUCCACAUCCAGUUCUAUGAGGAGUACCCGUGGUGGUGGAGCUAGCAACUUCUCUGGUGGUGGCUCCUCGCAUGCACCGGGCAGCCAUUGUACUGGCGGCUCCCAAUCAGCAGCCUCUGGCUCUGCCUCGGGUUCCUGUGGCAUGGCCUAUGAUGCAGCCAGCAAUGCCAGCAGUGGUAGUGGCAGUGGCAAGGCUGCCUCACCAGGCAGCUAUAGCUGCAAUGCCCUCAAUGUGGACUUUUCCUCCUACACGGCCACACACCAGUGGACGCGGAUGCUGGAAUGCGCCGAGUUUGUGGGAGCAAAACGAAGCAAACACACGGUGGUGGCCUACAAGGAUGCCAUGUUUGUUUUUGGCGGUGACAAUGGCAAGAAUAUGCUUAACGACCUCAUACGCUUUGGCGUCAAGGACAAAUCCUGGGGCAGGGCCUGUGCAACGGGUACACCACCAGCUCCGCGAUACCAUCAUUCGGCCGUGGUGGCCGGCAGCUCCAUGUUCAUUUUUGGCGGCUACACAGGGGACAUACACUCCAACUCGAAUUUGACCAACAAGAACGAUCUGUUCGAGUACAAGUUCCAGAGUGCCAUGUGGGUGGAAUGGAAGUUCUCGGGACGCCAGCCGGUGCCCAGAUCCGCUCAUGGGGCAGCUGUCUAUGACAACAAGAUGUGGAUCUAUGCGGGCUACGAUGGCAAUGCUAGGUUGAAUGAUAUGUGGACUUUGAAUCUCACCGGCGAGAAUCAUCAGUGGGAGGAGGUGGAUCAGCAGGGUGAUCGUCCGCCCACUUGCUGCAAUUUCCCCGUGGCCGUGGCCCGGGAUGCCAUGUAUGUGUUCUCGGGACAGAGCGGCCUGCAGAUAACCAAUUCUUUGUUUGAAUUUCACUUUAAAACCCGCACCUGGCGUCGCAUUUCGAAUGAACCGGUUCUGAGGGGCGCCACCUCGGCACCGCCAUCGCGUAGAUAUGGCCAUACGAUGGUCCAUCAUGAUAGGUUCUUGUAUGUCUUUGGGGGAUCAGCGGAUUCGACGCUGCCAAAUGAUCUGCAUUGCUAUGAUUUGGAUUCGCAGGUGUGGUCGGUUAUUCAGCCCGAGCAGAAUUCGGAUGUGCCCUCGGGAAGGGUGUUCCAUGCCUCGGCUGUUAUAGGAGAUGCCAUGUAUAUAUUCGGUGGAACGGUGGACAAUAGCGUGCGACGUGGUGACACCUAUCGCUUUCAGUUCUCCUCGUAUCCAAAGUGCACGUUGCGCGACGAUUUUGGCAAGUUCUUCCAGGAGAAACAGUUCUGUGACAUUCAGUUUAUUGUGGGCGCCGAGGAGAUACGUAUCCUGGCCCAUAUUGCCUUUGUGGCCGCCAGGUCCAAGUAUUUGAGGAACAAGAUCUUGGCCGCCCGGGAGGCGCGUCAACAGCAAAUGGAGAAAGUUUAUGGUGUGGGACAGGUGGAUGCCCAGGCUUUGAAUACGGGAGCGGGCGGGGACCGCGGCCCAAUGCUGGAGGUACGCCUGGCCCAUGCCUCACCGGAGGCCUUUGACAUCAUCCUGAACUACAUCUACACGGAUCGGAUUGAUCUGAAGGAUUCGUACAGCAAGAACAUCAUUAUACUCAUCACGGACAUCUACCAGCUGGCGGGACUGUUCACAAUGCCGCGGCUGGCCCAUGGCUGUAUUCAGUAUUUGGACUACAAGAUUAACAAGCUCAAUGUCCUGGAGGCGCUCUACAAUGCGGAUAAGAGCAACAUUAAGAUCAUCAAGGAUCAUUGCAUGCAGUUCAUCAUCAAGGAGGAGAACUUCACUGAGGUGGUUAUGUCCAGUGAGUUUAGCGAUUUGGACAAGCCUCUGUUGGUGGAGAUCAUAAGGAAACGUUUGCAUCCCAGCAAGCUGGUAAUGGAUACCAGUUUUGAGUCCAACAUAGGAACCACUUUGGAGAUCGAUCUGUGCCUCUUUUUGGAGUCAACUGGCAAUGAUUUCUGCGAUAUAAGCCUCAUACUGGAGGAUCAUGUGAUACCGGCCCACAAGUCUGUGUUAUCAUCACGUUGUACCUACUUCCAGGGCAUGUUCCGUUCGUUCAUGCCGCCGGAUAAUACCGUCAAUAUUCAAAUUGGCGAAAUUUCCCCCUCACUGGAGGCAUUCCAUUCGCUGCUUCGCUACAUUUACUAUGGCGAAACAAAGAUGCCACCGCAGGAUGCACUGUAUCUAUUCCAGGCGCCUUGCUUUUAUGGUUUGGCCAACAACCGGCUGCAUGCAUUUUGCAAAUACUCACUGGAGCACAAUAUUACGUACGAGAAUGUAUUGCAAACGCUGGAGGCAUCGGAUAUUACCAAGAUCUAUGACAUCAAAGAGUACGCCCUCAAGCUGAUCGUUAAAGAUUUUGCCAAGGUGGCCAGGCUGCCAAAGAUAGCGGGUUUGUCGCGCGAACUGUUGCUGGAGAUCAUACGCGCUGUGGCCGAUUCGCACGGCGAGUUUCUGACGCGGAUCAAUAUCAAUACAGAUAUCUGAAAACUGGUGCUGCUCCAGCCGGCAUUGCAGUUGUUGCUCGCCUGGUUGCAAAUCGGACGUAGCACGUAGUGCGGCAGUAGCGGUUGGCAGCGCCGAACGAUCGAAACGAAACGAACAAAAAAACCCUCCAUUUACACGCAUCAUCGAACUUUCACACAAAACAGGUCAUCUCAGCUCAGUUUAGCUCAGAAAGUAGCUUCAAUCCAAACGCAAAAUGUAUACUUGCUAUUUUUACAUAUAUAUCGAUUUUAGGGAUGACAAAAAAUAUCGAUAUUUGAUUUUUAUAUCAAUAUUUUCGAUAUAUGUUCUAUAAUU
This is a messenger RNA of Drosophila kikkawai, 3499 nucleotides long. It is a transcript of the gene Lztr1, whose product is annotated as Leucine zipper like transcription regulator 1. The record is from RefSeq and is a predicted model, not a curated record. NCBI's taxonomy places the organism in Eukaryota, Metazoa, Arthropoda, Insecta, Diptera, Drosophilidae. Gene Ontology annotation, cellular component: Golgi apparatus. Gene Ontology annotation, molecular function: protein binding.